This is a messenger RNA of Owenia fusiformis, 2906 nucleotides long. The record is from the annotation of a GenBank genome assembly. NCBI's taxonomy places the organism in Eukaryota, Metazoa, Annelida, Polychaeta, Sabellida, Oweniidae.
CAAAACCAAGAUGGCGCCCAGUUUUCCAGAAGAAGUUGAUGUUUUCACGAUUCCACACUCAAGAAUGAAGGAAUUAGUGAAUGGCUAUUGUCAAAUGAUGACACAAACUGAUUUCUCCAAUGUUGUCAAUUUUGAGCUGCUGCUAAAAAGCCUAAUCAAGACAUUCACCGAAUUCAAAAGUCAUGAAAAAAUUGAGAAUGAGUUCAUUAUGCAGAGACUUAAAACCAAACUUCGAGCUCUCCAAAUCCACAACACUGCAGUAUGUAAUUGUCAUAAAGAUAAUAAACUUGUUGAGGUGCUGGAGAUUGUGAGAGAUGGCUUUGAUUGGAAAAAUAAGACGCCCAAUGAUCGCUGGUAUUAUGGGGACAAAUUACGAAGAGUCUUACAGGAUUUUACUGAGAAUUUCUUACCCCAUAUGAAAGAGGAGGAAGAGGUGUUCCAGCCACUGCUGAUGAAGUACUUUACAGUGGAAGAAUUGAAGGAAUUGAAGGAGGCUGUAGUACAGGCACACUCUUGGAAUGAGGUGAAGUACAGUAGUGAGGAGAAACUAGUCAUACCUGAUGAUGACCUCCUGCAGCGCAAUGAAGUUGCAGAUGCACACUGUGAAGAGACUUCCAAGACCUCUAUCCUUGACCUUCCCAAUGAGGUCACUGUGGAGAUAUUCUCUUUUCUGAAUCCCAAAGAGAAAAUAUCUUGCAGAGAGGUGUGUCAUCAAUGGAGCGAGCUUGCUUUGGAUGCCAGUUUAUGGAAGAUGUUCCCUGUACAGUGGGCACUUGGAAACUGGGACUAUUGCGGUAGCAUGGAUGACAUCCCUUCUGAAGAAGAGUAUGAUAGUGAAGACAGCGACAACUAUGUAGUUAUAGAUGAAGAUAAAGAUGAAGACACAACAUCAGAUUCAGAUUCCAAUAGUUACUAUAGCAACACAGCCAUACAGAUUCGUAAAGAAGCAAAGAUGUUGAGUGGGAUCUCCCGUUACCUGCUGCCAAUGGUUGGCUUUGGAGUAGAGACAUUAGACCUUGCUGGAAGUAGGGGAAUCACCAAUUCUGUGAUGAAUAAGAUGUUGAAGAGGUGUCCAAAUGUGGAGCAUGUAGAUUGUAGUCAAACAAGAGUGGGAGACAGUGCAUUCAAAGGGUUGGCCAAGCAUAGAUGUGGCAAGAAAUUAAAGACUUUAAACCUAUCAGGUUGUACAAAUAUAUCAGACAUUGCCAUGCUAAGGCUGGCAGAAGCCAUGCACUACAUAGACACUUCUGAAGACUACAACCAUUCUGACAAGGAGACCUCUUCUAAACAACACAAGGAGACUCCUGAUGCAAAUGAGGAGUUUUGUUAUUGUGAUAGACUGAAUAGAUUGACUUUGCAAGGUGAUCAGAAUACUGACAAUACUACAGUGCCAAAUGAUGGAAACCAGGGAAUCGACAGCCACUAUGCUAAUCACACAGAAACACAAGCUGGCAAUGAAUCACCAAUUGGAUGUUGUGAUUACAAAAACCUACGUGAGAGCAGCAGCUAUAAGCUUAAAUGCAAACCACGUGACUCUGUUAAGGACAAAAACCACCCAAAUGCAGUUAAAAAUUGUGGAACCCAGUGCCACGAAGGCUGUGAUAAGACCCAAUCAAAUUCCUCUAUUAACAUUGAAGACUGUACCACCCUAUACAAAAGUAAUCCUAAAGACAAUGGCUACUCCGUAGAGCAGGUGCUAUUAAGGCCUACUGGAAAGUCAAAAGCCACAAAGGAUCUGUGCAAUAACAGGCACAUUGAUAGACGUUGGGUGUGUACCCUGGAGAAGUUAAAUGUCUCCGGAUGCUUUCUUGUCUCAGAUGUUGGAUUAAGGGCUAUUGGUUCACACACAUUGCCAAAGUUGACACUAGUUGAUCUAUCAGGCUGUUUGGGGGUUACUGCUAAAGGACUGUUUCAUCUUGUAAAGAGGUGCCCCAAUCUCCCUGCUGAGACACUCUUCUAUUGUGAUAACAUAGAAGAUGGAAGGGCAAUUAAUUCUUCAUAUUAUUCAUACAUAUACCAGUCUUAAUAGUCGAUGAUACCAUAACCUGUGGAAGACAAUGGUCGAACAGAAUACAAUGGUCAAACACACAAUGCAUUAGAAGAACAAUGGUCAAACACAACACAUUAGGAAUGCAUAGUCGAAAACAAUAUAUUAGACAUACAGCGGCUGAGCACAACUUGCUCGAACUCAAAAUUCAUGUACAUAUGUAAAGUGGAACGCAAUUAUGGCAAAACAAUCCAAUGGAAGUGAACAGAAUUGAAGUGGAAAGAAAUUGAAAUUAUGAUGUCAUAAAUGUACAAGGUAAAGGGACAUUAUAUGCAUGUGUACUGUAAACAAGAAUCAUAUUGUAUGUGAACUGUAAACAAGAAGACAAUUUAUAUUUUACGCAUACUUAUACAAGAAAGCGGAUAAACACCCCCCCCCCAGAGACAUCUUCGCAUGCUCGGUCUUCACUGCGUUCAUCAGGGGAGCCGAGUGAAUGAAGACGCCCCAAAGAAUCCCUGUGUGAUAAUAUCUGGUACUUCCGGUAUGUACCAUAUAUUAUCACUUAAUUACCUUGUGUUAAUAAUUCCAAUACUAUAUAACAUGAUAAUGAGUACAUUUACUUAGACUAUCACCAUGGUGAUGGAUAUCACAUCAAUUGUUGUUGUUCAAUUAAUCAACUUCUAAGAACAUCAUCAUUAUGAUGAUGGUUAUUGCAUAAUGCAAUUAUCAAUAUUAAAUGGGACCUCCUAGAAUGUUGUCGCUAUGGUGAUAGUUAUAACACCAGUCUCUGUUGGUCUCAGAAUAUUAGACCAAGGAGGUCUUGAUGUUGUGGGAUAUUUGAAAUAAUCAAAUAUUAGCAAACACCCCCACAGUCGUUAUUAAAGACAGAGGGCUAGGCCUAUUGAAAUUGAUAUUUACU